Coffea eugenioides is the source of this 625-nucleotide messenger RNA. RefSeq lists its product as uncharacterized. The annotation marks the transcript as partial. Lineage: Eukaryota; Viridiplantae; Streptophyta; Magnoliopsida; Gentianales; Rubiaceae. The record is from RefSeq and is a predicted model, not a curated record. The transcript is spliced from 2 exons.
AUGAUCCAUGAAGUAAGAGGAUUGUGUGGAUGGGCGGCACCGUACGGCAGCUAUGGAGGCGCGCUCGGCUGCGCGUGGCUGUCCAGGGGUGCGAUGGGUGGCUGUCGCACGCGAGAGAGAUUGAGGGAGAGACUGUCGCGUGUGGCUGGAGCAGGUGGCAGGGUGCGUGGGCAGGCGGCGGUCAAAGGCGCUGGUGAAUGGGGGUGGCGGGGAUGGAGCUUGGAACGGAGGAGCUCAGCGAGCUGUGGGUGGACGGCCGUGGGCAGGGGAGCAGCGGCGGCCUUUAGAGCUGCUGAAGGUGGAGACGAGCUGGCGGUGCAGAGCUGGUGGAGAACAUCAGCGGAGAGAGAGCGUACGCGCAGAGCAGCGGCGGAGCGCCUGGGCUGGAGCUGCGGUAGGCGCGGCUGCCAAAAAUUCAACAGCGCUUGUGCAGAGCAACAGCGGGGAGCAGCGGCGGUGGCAGCUGGGUUGCGCGCAAGGGGCUGCUGGACAGAGCAACGGGCAGCGGAUGGCGUGCGUCCGUGGCUUUGGGAGGUAGCGGCGGCGGCGACUGGCGCGAGCGUGGCUGGCAGGAAUGGCUGUGGGCUGUGGGUGAAGUGGAGAGAGGCUGGUGAGGCGAUGGCAG